Messenger RNA from Penicillium soppii, 663 nucleotides. RefSeq names its product glutathione S-transferase family protein. The transcript is spliced from 2 exons. Lineage: Eukaryota; Fungi; Ascomycota; Eurotiomycetes; Eurotiales; Aspergillaceae. The record is from RefSeq and is a predicted model, not a curated record. The coding region runs from base 1 to 663 and encodes 220 amino acids.
AUGGCCGGUCAUAUAAAGCCACUUCUUUUGCACGCUCAUUCUUCGGGCCCAAACCCGGUGAAGGUAGCCAUUGCGCUUGAGGCUCUCCACGUCCCGUACACAGUGAAGCAGUGGGACUUUUCAGAUAACCCAAAUACUGGGGUGAAAGGCGCAAAGUUUCUCAAAGUCAACGAGAAUGGACGCGUUCCUGCAAUCGAAGACCCCAAUACAGGUGUUGUCGCGUGGGAAUCGGGGGCUUGCAUGAACUAUAUCCGCCGCGUGUAUGACAAAGGCAAUAUAAUCGGCCCUUCUGGAGAUUCCGCGCAAGACCUCGUGGACUUUGAGAAAUGGGAGUACUUUUUGUUGUCAACUCUGGGUCCGAUGAUGGGGCAGACAAAUUGGUUCAAGCACUUCAACGCCCAGAAAAAUAAUGACGCGCUCGAAAGAUACACAGCUCAGUCGUAUCGAUGCUAUGAUGUUCUCGAAGGACAGUUGAAGAGGACUCGCGGGGAAAGCAUCCUUCCCGGCCGUGUCACUGCCGUCGAUUAUCAUUUUGAGCCUUGGAUACGCGGUUAUUCCUUUGCCGGUCUUUCUCUUUAUAAGCAUCCUUUGAUCUUAAAGUGGCUUGGUCUCAUGGAGACACGAGAAGAGGUCAAGGAAGCAUACCACAAAGUGAGAGGCUAG